AUGGAGUUAGUGGUGGGGUUAUUGGGCAAGAAGGUUUUGUGGGAGAAAGGUUGUGAAGCAGCAAAUGUGAUGAUGGAGUUUGACAGGGCGGACUCUGGAUAUGCUUUAGAGAAGAUUUUUCAGUUAUUUUGGAGUGGAAUGAUCAGAAUCAAAGGCAUUGGUAGUAAUGAUUACUUGAGCCCGUUGACUAAUAAUUCCAGUAUAUUUAAGUUGUAUGCACCACAAGAUUAUGUAGCAAUUGUGGUUGGCAACAUUACAUCGGUGGUUCAGAAAAUUCACAGGGAAGGUGGAAGAAAAUUCGGGAUUUUAAAUUUGGGUCCCUUAGGUUGUUUGCCAAGGCUUAGAGCAGCCAAUGUGGCCGCUGGAGGAAAUGGAGAGUGCGUGGAACAGGUCACAGCUUUGGCUAAAUUACACAACGUAUUGCUUUCCCAAAAACUCCAGUUGCUACAAAAAGGGCUCAAAGAUUUUAAGUACUCGUAUUUUGACGUCUUCACAGCUUCCAUCGCGACAAUUCAAAAUCCUUCCAAAUUCGGUUUUAAGGAAGUGAAGAGUGCUUGCUGUGGUAGCGGCCCAUUCCGAGGAUAUUUUAGCUGCGGAGGAAAGAGAGGAAUGAAAAAAUACGAGCUAUGUGAUAAUCCCAAAGAUUAUUUAUUUUUCGACGCUAUUCAUCGAACUGAAGCGGCGAACUUGCAGUCUGCGGAGGCGAUGUGGGGAGGGCCUCCCAACAUUACGGGGCCUUACAAUCUCCAGUCGCUGUUUCUGCUUUAA
This is a messenger RNA of Coffea arabica (coffee), 768 nucleotides long. NCBI's taxonomy places the organism in Eukaryota, Viridiplantae, Streptophyta, Magnoliopsida, Gentianales, Rubiaceae. The record is from RefSeq and is a predicted model, not a curated record.